AUUGUAAGAGACCCAAAGGAAAAUUAGGAAAAAUGGUGGCAGAGGAAGUAGUAGUGACCCUCUCCGGAGGUGCACCAUGGGGUUUCCGAUUACAGGGAGGAGCUGAGCACCAGAUGCCCCUCCAAGUUGCAAAGGUGAGAAAGCGCAGUAAGGCUUGCAGGGCCGGGCUCAGAGAGACAGAUGAGCUGGCAUCAAUCAACGAUGUCUCCUGUGAAAACCUGUCUCAUGCUGAAGCUAUGAAUCUGAUUGACACUGGCAGAGGAACACUUCAUUUGCGAAUUAAAAGGGCCCCAGCUGCCUUUCAGUCAGUGGUGCUCUUGGGUCGGGCACCCUCUCCCCGUAUUGAUAAGGAGUAUCGUGCAGCCUUAAGAGCUCUAUCCCCACCGCUCGUCUCUAAACCGUCUGGUGUUAACAGGGCAUCGCUCCUGUCCCCUACUGGUGGGAUUGGGUGCCUUACGUCCCCUCCAGACAGCGAGGCGUACUACGGUGAGACAGACAGCGAUGCAGAUGUGGUGGCACAAGAGAGGCAGCGCAGACAGAGACGACGAAGCCCCAGUAACUCACCCUCCAAGAGCCCAAGCCAAGUCUCACCGCAGGAAGAGGAGACAUCAGAACUUAGCGGCUAUGAAAGUGCCCAGGAUGUGUGCACUUUCCCUCAGUCACAGAGCUGGGGUGGGUCAGGUGUGAAUGAACAACAGCACGUGAUGCCCGGGGUGGCCCGUAGAGAGGUGGUCUUUCAGCCACCACAGGUUGAGUGGUCACACCAAGGAGAAAACUCCUCUGAUAAUUCUGAUCAAAGUCCAUCAGGUGCUGCAGAAGUGGACAGCGGUUUUCAGGAGCCACCCUCUGUACCUCCUCUUGUUUCUCCAGAACGGGCCAGAGGAGCUCUCAUGCUGGCAUCUCACAGACAGAUGGUACCCAUAGUGGGCCCUGUGAUUAACCCAGUGGAUGAAGAACUCAGUGUUACAUAUAUGGACAAGGCCAAGCAAGCUAAGCUACACAGGGGUGAAAGUUUACAGGAUAAGCAGGUGAAGGAGGCUAGAUCCAAGUGCCGAACCAUCGCCUCGCUCUUGACCGACGCACCAAACCCUCAUUCUAAAGGUGUGCUUAUGUUUAAGAAGCGACGACAGCGUGCGAAGAAAUACACUCUUACUUGUUUUGGCAGUGUAGACGGAGAAAGCUACAGUACCACUGAAGGAGAAACAGAAGACGAAAGCUUCUUUCCUGGCAGUGACUCUGAAUUUGAUGAAGACGGUUUUUCUGCCGCACCAGACCCUACUUGGGAUAGCGGUUAUCUGGAUGUUCUAGACAGGAGAACUUCAGCGUGUGUUGCGUCUGACAGAGAUGUAGAGACCAGUCCAGGCCUAAACGCCACCUCAGGAAAAGGAGCUCAUCUUUUUGAACAACAAAGGAAAAGAGCAGAAGAGCAUACGUCAAACCUGGUUACAUCCUCUGCUUUGCCCAAACCACAGCAUCAGGAAGACUCGACCUUGACAUAUACCCCAGUUACUCCAGUUGCACCCCUGAAUUCUCAUAGUACCAGUAUGCUGAACGGAGAACCUUUGGUGGUGAGCAGGACAAGCGUUGUGUUGUCCUCCCCUGGCCAGACACAGAUGCCAUCAAUGGCAGGAGCUUCACAAGAACAAACUGACUCGUCGGCUGCCAGCUCAGUGCACAACAGAACCGCCAGGCCAUUUGCUCCUGGCUGUGUAAGCCACAGAGCGGCUACUGCUCCCGUAGUCUUUAAACCCACCACUGCCAAAAAAGCUGGAUCACAGAUCCAAGCUGUGUCUGUGGCAACAAUCCCAGCAUCCUUUUCUCCUGCUAGGUCAGAGGUGAAGAAAGCCAUAUCAACAACAUCACUGUUUAUUCCUGCCAGACCAGCCACCUACAAUGGUCCUUCCUCUUUGCUUUCUCCUUCGUCUGUCACUUCAGGUCCAUUUUCUCCCCCCGCUUCAAAUGCUCCACAUUACUCCUCAGUCUAUUCCAGUCCCUCUGCCCCGUUUUCUCCAACAGCUUCCCAUGUAUCAUCAUUGAAUUCACCACAUGGUACGGUUCAGCCUUAUUCUCCAUCUCAAAAACAGGCAAUGCCCCUAAGUCCUCCUUAUCAGGCGGUUUCUUCUCAAUAUCAGCCACCACCACCACCAAUUAAUGUUACAGAACAGCCUUUCUCUCCCACCUUCACAAAUGCCCCAGCCCUUCACUAUGUGUUUGCUCCUGCCCCUGUCUCUGUCCCUGUCCCUGCCCCUACCCCGGCCUCUGUACAUACCAAUGCUCCAGCAACCCCAAAUGUACAGUCUUGCCCAUCACACAAAGUUUCUUUCAACCCAUUUGUUUCUGUAGGAUCCACUACCCCAGACACACCAAAUACACCAAUGCCCCAGCAGUAUCAAGAAGCAAAAUCCACUGACGGGAUCUCUUCUCGGGAACAGCGGGUCUCUGUACCGGCUGCCCGCACUGGUAUUCUGCAGGAGGCUCGUCGUCGUAGUGCCAAUAAACCAAUGUUUAAUCCCCAAGAGGAGAAAAAGCCUCCUUCAUACAACCCUGAACUACUGUCUCUAGUACAGAACCUGGAUGAAAGGCCCCGUUCUGGUGUGGAGGCUGGGUUUGAGUCUGGCCCUGAGGAGGACCUCCUCAACUUGGGUGCUGAGGCUUGUAACUUCAUGCAGGCCCAGAAGAACAGGAUUCCACCACCAGUGGCUCCUAAACCAGCUACCCCAGCUCCCGAGAUUUCUCAGAUGCGAGGGAAGGGGGCAGAGUUAUUUGCACGCAGACAGACUCGCAUGGAUCGUUAUGUGGUGGAUAAGCAACCUAAAUCUCCAGCCCAGCCUCGUGACCCUUCACCCACACCCUCUCUCCCAGGUCACUGGAAAUACUCUCCCAACAUCCGUGCCCCGCCACCUAUUAAUUAUAAUCCACUGCUGUCACCAUCCUGUCCUCCAGUGGCCCAGCGUGGCACCAAGGCUAGUGCUGCAUCAAAAGUUGGGGUUAAAACAGUGCCUGGCCAACACAAACCAGGCAUAAAGGCUCUUGACUUUGUGAGCAGGCAGCCAUACCAGCUCAACUCCUCCAUGUUCAGUUAUGGCGGUGGAAUCCCUCAGACCACUGCCACUUAUCAGCAGCAGAAUGGUGUCAACAUGACAGGCAGUUCCCUAAACAUGCCAAAGCAGGUUCCUGUUAAAACAAACCGUGUGUAUGAAAUCAAACGUUUCUCUACACCUCCUCCCAUGUCUGCACCCACAGCCUUGACCCCUAUUGUAAUUGCCCCUCGCUCUGCCACCACUCUUGGUGAGCCGAUGUGGCGUACUGAUAUCACUUCCCCACCUCCUGUUGCUCCACGACCCAUGGCACCAUUCUCCCCACCACCUCCUGCCCCUACAGCAGCUCUGCCUGCUCUCCCCAAAAUGUCCACCACCCCUGUGCUUAAUUCAGUGCCUGUUCCACAACCAGCGCAAGCCUACACCCCAUUCCAGGCAGCUAAGCAGUUUCAGAGCGCCCCUGAGUUGAGUCCUCUAUCCGCUGGUGUGCGAUCCUCAGUGUCUGGGAGCAGCCAAAACCUGCGGGUACCCAGACCCCGCUUCAGUACAUCAAGUAUGGGAAUCCAACCAAAUGUGUGGAGGCCUGGCUCCGUGCAUUACUGAGAAUCCACUUUGACACUAAUUACCAGCCAGAGGCAAGAGCACUCAUGUGCUUGCUCUGUUCUGUCAAAUGAAUUGUGCGACUACAGUAAUAUGACAAAAGGCAUCAGUCAUAGAACUGAUGCGUUUUCCUGCAUGUUCACAAUUUUAGCACACGAUUGUACUUUGUUUGUUCAUUACUCAAUGACACCACUAUUAAGGGGUUGAUUCACCUAAAAUUAAAAUUCAGUCAUCUUUAUUUAACCUCACGUAACCCUACUCGAACCCUGCAGGACUCAAACCAGCAAUCGGCCCGGCAUGGGAGUCAGGCACUCUAACAAGGAGGCUCAAGGCCACAAUCUCUUGAGAUUGGGAAAUAAAGUUCAAAGAUGACAAUUUUCGGAAAACUAUUCCUUUAAAAGAAUGCAGUAAUAUCACACUGUGAAGACAAGCUUAAUUUAUGGUGAUGAACAGAUGAAAUGCACACUGUCACUAUUUGUUAGAUGAACUAAAUUAAAUAUAGCCACUAAUGUCUGAUAACCAUCAAGUUUGAUGUUAUGUACAGUACAUGGGGCCACAAGGAAGAUAAGUAAUACUGUAUUAAUGAUUUGUAUUGCUGGUUUAUUCACUUGGGGCCACAAGGAUGUAAUGAUAAAGAGUGAGAAAACUGUGUAAUGACAAGAUCCUAUUGUGUCAGAAGAUAUUUAAGGCCAGAAUCAAGUGUUGUAGAAUGUUCAGAGAUGUAUCUGCUCAAGUUGUAUCAGGGUCUAUGUGACAAAGAGAUGAAAGAGGUGUAUAAAGAUUGUGACAACAGCUGAAAUGAUAAAGAAGAAGAGUCCUGGAGAGAUGGUACAAACCAACCAUGCUUUAACUCAUGCUUUUGAAUUGCUAGCUUAUCGACUUGCUUCCGCCGAUGUCUUGUUACACUAUCCAUCCUUGACAGAGAGCAAAAUAUCUCUUGUGGCUGAACUGCAGGCCUGUGUAAAGAGUGUUGCUCAAAGGCUUUGCUUCUUGCUUGACGGGGAUCAGAAUGGAUGCUUGAUGCAUGCGCUCAUUUCAUCCUCAUAAUGCUACAAAUGCCGAGCCUGAGACUGACUGAGUAAUUUGAAAAGCAUGUCAACUCAACACUCGGGAAUUGUGCUUGAGCCUUUUUAUACGACAGCCGAAGAGACAGAGAUGCUUGAUGACAAACUGAUUGCACUGCUUUAUCUUUGUAACAUAUUAUGUGAAUGCGACAUCUCACCACUUUCUGCUGUGCUUGAUCUCAUUGUGAAUAAUGCUUAUGACAAACAAGUAUUACAUUCAUUUAAAUCACUUGUGUGAGCCGUUUGGCAGCAGUUGUGAAAUAUGGACAUGCCUAGAUUGCUUGCUUUGCUUAUUUUAUGAAAAUAAUAAUCGAUGGUCAAAAUAAGGGUCAUGUGAUGGUGGGUACCAUUUCUUAAGGAUACACUCUAAAAAUGUUGUCCAUAUUUGACCCAACUAUGGGUUCAAACAACCCAACAUUUUUAGGGUGUAAGAUGGUUGAUUGGAAGUAAUAUUAUAUAUUGUUGUCAUAUAAUUAUAAAGUGAUACCUGAUUCAUUUUAAUAUUUGAAGUAUGAAGCAAGAGAGAAAUAUUUUAAAGCAAGAAUGGAGGAAAAGGCAAGUCAGUACUUUUUCUGACCUUGUGGGUUACUGUGUUGCUGUAUACACUAAAAUGUUAAUACAGUAAUGUCGUAGAGUAUGUGUGAACCAAUUGGACUGUCAGAAUGUAUGCCAUGCAUCUACACAGCACAUUUAUAGGUAUAUUUCUUUAGUAAAAGUGUUAUAUGUUUGCUUUAAAUAUUUGAAAAAUAGUGUAAAUUAAAUGAAUUACACUUAGUUAUAUUGCUUUGGGUAAUUUGAAGUUAAUAGCAGGAUUGUGCAAUUGCAGAAAUUGAUGGAGUAAUGGCGUUUUAGUUUUGGGGGUUGUGGGUUUGGAAAGAGAACUAAUUUGUACUGUCUGAGACACUAAUGUAGAAUAAUUUAAAUAAAAAUGUAAAAUUUCAA
Messenger RNA from Misgurnus anguillicaudatus (oriental weatherfish), 5644 nucleotides. It is a transcript of the gene synpo2lb, whose product is annotated as synaptopodin 2-like b. The record is from RefSeq and is a predicted model, not a curated record. Gene Ontology annotation, molecular function: actin binding. Gene Ontology annotation, biological process: positive regulation of actin filament bundle assembly. NCBI's taxonomy places the organism in Eukaryota, Metazoa, Chordata, Actinopteri, Cypriniformes, Cobitidae. Gene Ontology annotation, cellular component: Z disc; actin cytoskeleton; nucleus.